Messenger RNA from Dendrobium catenatum, 1192 nucleotides. Its product is annotated as outer envelope pore protein 16-3, chloroplastic/mitochondrial. Gene Ontology annotation, molecular function: transmembrane protein transporter activity. The record is from RefSeq and is a predicted model, not a curated record. Lineage: Eukaryota; Viridiplantae; Streptophyta; Magnoliopsida; Asparagales; Orchidaceae. The coding region runs from base 121 to 720 and encodes 199 amino acids. Gene Ontology annotation, biological process: protein insertion into mitochondrial inner membrane. Gene Ontology annotation, cellular component: TIM22 mitochondrial import inner membrane insertion complex. The transcript is spliced from 3 exons.
AUCACGUGGGAGAUAGCCAACGAACGGACAACGCUAGGGGGAAGGAACCGAAGCAUCAAAACAGCCCCAAAAGUGGGGGAAAACCGAAGCAUUAAAUGGCUCAUAAAGGGGAAACCAAAAAUGCAUCUUUUGGGAAUUAAAAUUGGCAUGGGGAACACCAAAAGACCUCUUUUGCCUACAUCAAACAUAGAGAAGCUGUCUUCAAUGGGAUCGGCCGAGAAUAAAAACAUGUACUACUCAUUGGACAAGGAACCCUUGGAGGAUGAGGAUUCCGCACUCAUGAAAACCGUCAAAGCAGCUACCUCGGGUUUCGUUGCUGGGACCAUAUGGGGUACAGUUGUUGCCACAUGGUAUGAUGUACCUCGUGUAGAACGACAUGUGGCACUUCCAGGCCUGAUUAGAACCUUGAAGAUUUGUGGUAACUAUGGUUUGACAUUUGCUGCCGUUGGAGGCAUUUACAUUGGAGUUGAGCAGUUGGUUCUGAAGCAAAGAGUUAAGAGGGAUUUCAUAAAUGGUGCGGUGGGUGCUUUUGUGGCUGGAGCAUCUGUUUAUGGUCUCAAAGGGAAAACCAUUCCAUCUGCGCUCACUGCAGGUUCUGCUCUGGCUGUGACUUCUGCCAUCCUCGACAUAGGUGGUCGAACUACAAGAGUUGAUGUAGGCAAAGAAUACUAUCCUUACACAACCGAGAAGAGGCCAUCGCCAUCGCCCACUGUUAGUUGAUCACUUUAAAAAGCGUGCAUAACUCAUAGCCACCAUCACAAAAUUUAUCAGAACAUUUCUUAUUUGUGAAUGAUUUAGAACAACCUAACAGGCUGAAAUCCUGAUAUAAAUCUUGACUGUGUUGCUAUGCAACGGCUUCCAAAGAGCACCUUCACAUCUAUUUGUUUCCUAAUGGUUGUGAGGGAAUAAAUUUAUUGUUUCUUUAUCUUUACUGUUUUUCUGGCCUGAGAGUUGCAGUAAUUUAUCAAUAAUCUGCAUCUGUUUGUUAUUUACACUGGUAAUGUGCAAGGAUUACUUGGUCGAAAAUUCAUAUUUUUGACUGUUUAAAAUGAUCUGGAACUGAUAUGGAUGGGGUCUCAAAUUAUAUUGAUACCUUUUGAAAAUGAGAUUCCUGUUUGUUGUAAAAAUCUAUAACAGAAGAAUGAAAAAUUGUUAGCAGAACUUUUCUUGUAAUAAAGGGCGGGCUUCAGAA